This is a messenger RNA of Manduca sexta (tobacco hornworm), 1027 nucleotides long. RefSeq lists its product as uncharacterized. The record is from RefSeq and is a predicted model, not a curated record. Lineage: Eukaryota; Metazoa; Arthropoda; Insecta; Lepidoptera; Sphingidae. The transcript has 3 exons. The coding region runs from base 611 to 1009 and encodes 132 amino acids.
UUUUUUAAAAGGACAUCCCUUUUAGUCAGUGCUGCCAACGUCACGGGGUUCCACUUCAUCAUUACCUUCCAUAACGUGAGAGAAAACUUCAUCUUAUUCGCCACUUUUAAUGGAGAAUGCUCUAAACUUACUUAUAGAGCUCUGCACAGUUCGACAGCGCGCAAGAUAAUCAUAUCAAUUGCGACGUGCCCUAUUUAUACCAACGAUUUAACAUUCGACUGGUUUUGCAUAAUUAUUAUUUCAAAUUACCCGACGCUCUGACAUAUUUGUCUUUAUGAAUAUUUACGAUGUGGUGUCGCCUUUAUUAUAUAUAUAACAAAUACAUUGAUAUUCCAUUAAAUACAUUAUAAAUUAAUAAAAAUAUUAUCUAAUACUAUCACCGACAUACACGAUUGAAAAGACAAAACAAAACGAAUCCAACAAAAUGAUCGAACUCAUUUCGUACAAACAAAUUGAGUUUCAAGUUAUAAAGAAAUUCCAAUCGUAUAUGUUUAUUACUUGUUCAUACACAAUGCAAUAUAAUUUACUCAGUUUAAUAAAAUAAAAUAGCAAUAAUGUUAUACAAUUCAAUAUAUUUUCUUUCAAAAUCGAUAGAACUUUGAAUUAUAAAAUGUAUUAUAUUUUGAUCCUUCAAAUUAUUUUCGUAUCUUGCCAAGAUUUCCCGCUGUAUAACACUGAUGACAUGAUAAUCGAGAAUUUGAGAAAAAGAGAAGUUAUCCCAUUGAACCAAAUAAACAGAAGGUUGUUUCGAAGUAAUGAACAGAUAAGGUAUAGAAGGACUAAGGAUGUUCAAGAAGAUUUAGCAGAACGGAAACUAGAUAAGGUAAAAUCACAGUUGCGUGAAGCCAGAAUAAACAACGCUAAGUUGGACAAACUCCACCAGCAACUGAAAUGGAUGACGAUUGACGACAACGAAGCAAUCGGAACAUGGAUGGACGGAUUACCGGAUAUACAGGGAUUGAUUUCAGCACCCAGUACCCUUGAAUUAGUAAUUAUUACCGGCUUUUAAAAUACAAUAAAACAAAUA